Messenger RNA from Anopheles marshallii, 874 nucleotides. It is a transcript of the gene Rab11, whose product is annotated as ras-related protein Rab-11A. Gene Ontology annotation, biological process: exocytosis. NCBI's taxonomy places the organism in Eukaryota, Metazoa, Arthropoda, Insecta, Diptera, Culicidae. Gene Ontology annotation, cellular component: recycling endosome. Bases 1 to 648 code for a protein of 215 amino acids. Gene Ontology annotation, molecular function: GTPase activity; GTP binding. The transcript is spliced from 4 exons. The record is from RefSeq and is a predicted model, not a curated record.
AUGGGUAAUCGUGAUGAUGAAUAUGAUUAUUUAUUCAAAGUUGUGCUGAUUGGAGACUCGGGUGUCGGAAAAAGUAAUCUGUUAUCGAGAUUUACUAGGAAUGAGUUUAAUCUUGAAUCUAAAUCAACCAUAGGUGUGGAAUUCGCUACGAGAAGUAUAGAGGUGGACGGUAAAACCAUUAAGGCCCAGAUAUGGGAUACUGCUGGACAGGAGCGCUAUCGUGCGAUAACUUCUGCGUACUACCGUGGUGCAGUAGGUGCUUUGCUCGUGUACGAUAUUGCGAAGCAUUUGACCUACGAGAAUGUUGAACGAUGGCUGCGAGAGCUGCGCGAUCAUGCUGACCAGAAUAUCGUCAUCAUGCUCGUCGGGAACAAGAGUGAUUUACGGCAUCUUCGUGCCGUACCCACGGAUGAAGCGAAGGGCUUCGCAGAGCGCAACGGACUCAGCUUCAUUGAAACGUCGGCAUUGGACUCGACCAAUGUCGAAACAGCAUUCCAAAAUAUACUCACAGAGAUCUACCGAAUUGUAUCGCAAAAGCAAAUUCGAGAUCCGCCAGAAGGCAGUGUGAUUAGACCGAACUUGGAAAACAUCGACGUGAAGCCGACCAAUCCGACGACUGAUUCCGUGCGAAAACAAUGCUGCCAGUGACCGCCACAAGCAGAAGAGACGUCCGUUCAUGAUGCUGUGUAUUCAGUAAUAACAUCAUCCAGCACUACUAUUACUACUACAACUCCAGAUAGUACUGCAAGCACUACUACUGCUACCGCCAACACGGUUACUGCAUCUAAUAUUACAGAAAAAGCUAAAAUUAAAUACAAUAUUGCUCCAAAUGAAACUAUUACUACUACCACAACUACUACUACCACCACCACCA